Molecule: messenger RNA, 1230 nt
Organism: Culicoides brevitarsis
Lineage: Eukaryota; Metazoa; Arthropoda; Insecta; Diptera; Ceratopogonidae
Exons: 2
Coding region: 109-1068 (319 amino acids)
Source: RefSeq, a predicted model, not a curated record
UUUCUAUCGGCAGUCUUGUAACAACAACCUCGUUAGUAUCAACUGAGACUUUGUUCGUGCAUGGGAAAAAAGUAGUAAAGUUGAUUAAAAGUCACAAAAUUAAUCAAUAUGACAAAAAAUCAGAAAAAAAUUAUUUUUUCAACAAUUUUUCUUGCAUUUUUGGCAAAUUUUGUGCAAGGAGCUCUCAUUGUAGUAAAAAAUAAUGUAAUUGAAAAUGAAGUUUUACCUGAAGCGGAUGUCCUUCCAAUAGUCGAAAGUCUUCCAAUUUACACUUUAAAUUGUUUUUCGGAGGAAUCUGGAUUUUGUGUCGCCCAAGAAAUUAAAUUGAACGAAACACAUCGUCAUUUUAGGCCAGCAAGUACCAUUCCAGCUGAUAUGGUUAAAAUUAUCUCUUUGGGCGGGCAUCCUCCAAUGAAGUCCCAAUAUCGGAGACCAAGCUCAGAAAUGCAUACACUCACCUCCGAUCUGUGUCAAGCAUUUCCAAAUCUCAAAAUUAUCGAUGCCAAAUACCUAAAUUUGCAAAAUAUCGAAGAAGAUGCCUUACGCGAUUGCGUCAACUUGGAAGCGAUCAACUUGGCGGCGAACAAUUUGCAAGAAAUUAACGUAAAUCUGUUCAAAAACAACAAAAAUCUCGAGAAAAUCCGCAUGGAAGACAACAGUUUUACGAAAAUUGACCUCAGCUUGUUCGAGGAAUUGCGUCACUUGAACGAACUCGGUUUUGAUGGACAGCUUCUCGACGAAUUUCAAGUCAACAAAGUACGUCAUCGUGGUAUCAUCAAACUUGUCUUGCGUUUCAGUGAGCGUUCAGCCAUCGAAUCGACCGAAGUUGGAAUUUUACAAAAGUAUCAGCAUCUUUCGUCGUUCAUUCCGUGCUACCGCGACAAUUCUUACGACAUUUAUGUGCAUCACUUGGACUCGCAAUUUAUGCGUUUGGCAAAGUUAUUUUGCUUCGUGAGGCCCGGCAAUGACGACAAAGAGAUCCAAACGCCGUCGCCCGAAGAGGAAAAAACUGAAAAAGUCAUCGUCGAGGUUAUCUCGCAAAAUACAAUCGAAGAAAAUACUGAGUGACAACAAUAAAACUUUCCAUUUUUUUUUAGUUGAUAUUUGUUUUCUUGCAUAGAAACACACACACACGAACGCCACUCAGUAUUUAUUUUUCUUGUAAAUAAAUUAAUAAAUAAAAUAUAUAAUAAAAUACGUAUUUAUAGCAAUCCAAACAUUUUUCGGUCU